CAGGGACACAGCAGAUCCGCCGCCUGACAGCAAAAACAUGAUGGUAAGGGAGGGAUGAAGAAUCCUUUUCCAUCGUUGAUGCUCGACGCUAAAAAUUAAGUUUGGUUGAAAAUUUCCACAAUGCAAAGAUUCCCCUUUCUCGUUAUAAGCAAUUUGUUUAAAUUUCUUCUAUUUAAUUCGAAGCUGUUUCACUCACAUGUUUGGUGUUGUAUUUUUUGACAGCAACCUGGUAUAAUUUUGUUAAAGGAGGGCACAGAUUCCUCCCAAGGCGUCCCACAACUCAUCAGCAAUAUAAAUGCUUGCCAGUUUAUUGCUGAUGCAGUGCGGACAACUUUGGGACCCAGAGGAAUGGAUAAACUGAUUGUAAACAGUUCAGGUGGGUUUCAGUUUGGUAACUUUAUUAUUAUUCGAUCUUCCGAUCUUUUAAGCUUAUAAAAUUAACUUAUAUAUUUCCGUUUGUUGGUCGUUUCAGGGAAAGCUACAAUAUCCAACGAUGGAGCUACUAUUAUCAGCCUUUUAGAUGUUGUUCACCCUGCUGCGAAAACUCUUGUAGAUAUUUCUAAGUCACAAGACGCCGAGGUUUGUAUUUUUUUGCCCUUUGUAAUUAGAUUUGACAAGGUGUGUCAUGUACUUAGAUGUACAGCACGAUUAGUAUUUCUCUUUUCCUCCGGUGUUAUGAUAAUGCUGCAAAAAAAAAAUUAGAAAACUGUUUUGCAAAUUCGCCGAUCGCCUGUAAGUGAACGAGGUCAUGCUCUUGUACCCCCACCUAGCACUCCAUCCCUUUUGGGAAAUAAGUGGUGACCUACGAAAGAGCACACAACCUUUACGCACUAAGCAUGAAGGUUGAUCCAUGGGUGACCAGUCGUUUCACCUUAGAGUCGUUUUGCUAAUGCCCUGUUUGCUAAAGUCUUAAGUCGUUCCUCUUAAGAAGCCAAAUGGGCGCUGAGCAUGUGUUUACCUCAUUCUCUCAGCUGUUAUACGAAAAGUGGCGUACACAUGUAUAUACUUUGUUCUUUAAGCCACUGAUCAGGUGAAAGCAGUUGGGAACAGACCUAACACAUAUUCAAAACAAUUAAGACAUUAGCAAACAGCAUGUUGGUGAAAAGACUUGUAGGCGAAACAACCAUAAACCGAUCCAUGGGGAUCAAUACAGUUGAACAUCCAUGUGCAACCUUCUCCUGUGAGUGACCACCUCCUAUAAAUGUUCACAAUCAAAGCCCUAUUGUUGGAACCUCUCCUAAACAACAACCUCCUGGAAGUGAUUGUGACAACUUUUUAUCAUUUGGUGAGGGUUUGUAAUUUUCCUUUGUUUUAAACCUCUUGCAGACAACUUCUUGACACAUAGUCUGGCCUCUAUGUCCUCUAUGUUCAAAGUCUGUACUAGGCUUCUCACCCUUAGAAUGUUUAGUAACAAUAUGGAACUACGCAUGUUGUCACUUAGAAAUUGCGUCUAGUAAUUCUUUACCAAAAGGUAAAUGUUUCGGGACAUUUUCUUUAAUGAGACCACUGGGCUUUGAUUCUCCUAAGCAACCACUAAUUUUUCAUUGUGGAUGGUUUCUUAGGGGAGGUUUGACUGUAGUGGUAAGUAGUAAGUGAAAAGCAUCUUUUUGUCAGGGGUGGUGUGGGUAGGGAGGGGAUGGCUUUGAAGUUUUUGAAUGAUGAAGUGUGAUGUUAUUGUUAUCUCCUUUAGGUUGGAGAUGGAACAACAACAGUCACUCUUCUUGCCAGUGAGUUUCUCAAGCAAGUGAAGCCUUUUAUUGAAGAAGGUGUUCAUGCACAAGUGGCAGUGAAAAGUUUUAGGAAGGCAGCAAAUUUAGUGAGUUUUAAUUCAAUACACCACUGUACUUACAACGAAAGUGCUAUUCAGUAGUCCAGCUGUUAGACUAGUGUCUUUGUAUCGCAAGUUAUGUGAUGGGCAAGCCAACUUUGUAAAUUGCUUUGAUUUAUGACAAAAUAUUGGGUUUGCUCCUUUUAGAGCUCUGGACUAGUAAACUAUCACAACAUCAAAGUUGGUCAAAUCUGAUUGUAUUUUUAUAACCAGGGGCUACAGCUGUAAUUUGUGGCAAAAGUGUUCCAGCUCAUUCAAUUCCAAGCUCGCCCAUACUCCCCCACCUCUUAUCUGUCUCUCUUCUCUAUAGCAGAAUAAAAUGCUGCAGUGGGGGCCCAGCUACUUUUGGAAGAGACUGAACCAUUUCUUUGCUUUUCAUACCUAUUUGAGGUCAUUGAGCAAGUUUAGAACAAGAUCGUGACCCUUAAUUUCAUCAAGAUGAUUUUAAUACUCUAUUUUGUACUGAUAUAUUAACUCGACAAUAUUUGUUUUAGGCAAUAAAGAGGAUUAAAGAGAUUGCUGUGCGUAUCAAGAAAGAUGAUCCAAAGUAAGUACAUGUUGUUCUGUUUUCACUGUCAGUGAUGUACAAUAUUUAUCACCUUUCAUUGUUCUUAUCGGUAUGCCCAUAUGAUAGUUUUUUAUGCUCAUUAGCAGUAAAGCAAAUUCUUGUGUGUUGAAGCUUCUUCAGCAACUGAUGUGAAUCAUGCAGCUUGUUUGCCUUAUGAUAUUGUAUUACAGAGCAGGGGUUUCGCUAAAAAUUGAAGUAGCCAGCAGGUUUAAGAAUAGUAACUGACGGGGUGAACAAGGGAACGUUAGUCCCCAUUCUCUAGGGGGGUCCCGGGGUGUGCUCCUCCAGAAAAUUUUGAAAUUUCAAAGCCCUUCGGUGUGAUUUUCAGCAUUUUUAGGACUAAACUGAGUACCAAAAAGAGUGUUUUUUUCCACUAAGGAAAAUGUUGCCUUCGUUUAAGUAUUAUCAGCCUCACAAUCAAUUCCCACAAGCAAUAAUCAAAUGAUGAUAACGUGAUUACUUACAUUAGCACAUGAACAAACUCUGCGUAAAACCUAUAAAAGAACGUGUGUGAAUAUUUGCGGACUGAAACAUAGCAUUCACAUAACUAAAGCAUAAUAAUUUAUACAACAAGUGGGCCUUCAUGAAAACACAUCAUAAUUACGUUUCGUUCAGAUUUUAUGACUGUAUAUUUUUUGUUUAUGACAUUACAAUAACUAAUUGCUUCUUCUUUUGGAACAAACAAGCCGACUUCUCUGGGCAAAGUAGCCGACAUGUUUCAUCAGUCGUCUGUACUCAUUGAAACCAUUGACAGACAAAUGAAGCUUAACUGGCAUGAACUGAAGGAUACACCCUUCAGUCAGUUUUCAGUGAUGUCAUCUGAAAUUUCCUGUAUCUUUUGUUUGUUACAGUCAAAUAAUAUGGAAGCAUACAUCUAUAGUUAUGGGUACUUAUGUUGUUUCUUUAAAGACAAAAACAUCCGUAAAAAUUGUGUGUGCAUUACAAUACAGAUAAAUACUAAGGAUAGCCCUGUGAUUUAAUCAACUAUUGUAUGUUACAUAAUGCACAAAUGAGGGAAGCAGCAGCAUGUAUAUAAGAUUUUGGAGGACUUUUUGUCAAGGUCAGGGACAGGCCCUGAGCUUCUGGAAGUUUGAUUUCUGUCUACUCUAUUUGGUGUAAAAAAGUGCAUUGACAAUGGCAGAAAAGCUGAAAACCCACACACCUUUUUUCAUUUCCUCAACUACUUUACUAAAGAAUAAGUGACAACCCUGACAUGAUUGCCUCAUGUUGGACUCCUGUGGUUUGUGCCUGGAUUAAUCAACUACAUUGUGUGCUUACAUGAACAUGUGUAUGUUUGCAACUAUUUUUUUUUUACAGAGAAAUGAGAGUUUUACUAGAGAGAUGUGCUGCUACAGCUCUAAGCUCCAAACUGGUAGCUGCUCACAAGGAUUUCUUCUCUAAAAUGGUUGUGGAUGCUGUAAUGUUGCUUGAUGAUCUGCUACCACUCAGCAUGAUUGGCAUGAAGAAAGUGAAAGGAGGAGCUUUAGAGGAUUCACGACUCAUUGCUGGUGUUGCUUUCAAGAAAACAUUUUCUUAUGCCGGAUUUGAAAUGCAGCCUAAAAAGUAUAAGAAUCCCAAAAUAGCACUCCUGAAUGUGGAACUGGAAUUGAAGGCAGAAAAAGAGAAUGCAGAAGUUAGACUUGACAAAGUGGAGGUAACUCACAGCUGUAUAGUAUGUUCCAAACUUUGAUAGUUUCUCUUGAAGUCCUGCAUGGGGAAAACUAGUAAAAUGCACUGUGACCACUAAAUAAUGACUGUUCUUUCAGUGAAAAAGAGGAGUGCUUAUGAUGGUAGCAAAUUUCAGAGAUGUGACAAAUUUUAGAGUCCUUUUAUAAUGUACACCAUCUUUUAUUUUUUUACUAUGAUUGAUUUGAUGCUUUGUAGAGCUGGCAACUACGGGAACGAAAAACUGAAUACAUUCGAACCUCACAUAAGUGUCUGCCCAUAAUGUGAAGAUUUAUUGGUCACUUCUGGAAGGUGAUCAUGUACCAGAAUUAGAGCAUGGGGGGAGGGGGGGGGUCUCUUCUGAGGAGAAGUCUGAACACAUCUACUUUUUGGAGGAGAAUUUAUUGCAUGCAUUCUCUAAGUUAGGGAAGAAUUAGUUCCAGACUGUUAUAAAAGCUCUUUCCCUACUCUGAUCAGUAGUGAAGUACAAUAUAUUAUAGCAAAUGUAGCGAUCAAAUCAGUGGUCAAGUGGUAGCGUACAAGAGGUUGAAAACCUGGGAAAAGUAGAAAAAUGUCACUCAAAAAAGUGAUUGCUCUCACUUGUAGGAGGUGGCCAUUUAUAAAAAGCUGGGCUUAUGGGAGAUGGUCACACAUGGAGCUUUCAAGAUUGAUGUGUUUGUUUUUUAGAUGACUAUUAUAUGCAUUAUUUUGAUCUUUUUGUUAAAAAAUUGAUAAUACAAAUGCGAGAUAGGACUUAAAAUCAUUUAAGCCAGAGAACUCUGGCAUGCCAAAAUGUUAUUAGUUGUGGACAAGACAGUGGGGGAAUGAAAGUACACGUAUUUGUUCAUUUGUUUGUUAAUGACCUGGAGUGUUGUUUCAUUCUGUAUGUACACUGUAGGAAUAUCAGCAGAUUGUAGAUGCUGAGUGGGAUAUCCUUUAUGAUAAACUGGACAAGAUCGUUCAAAGUGGUGCUAAAGUCGUCCUCUCUAAGUUACCCAUUGGAGAUGUUGCUACACAGUACUUUGCAGACAGGUGAGAAGUGUUGAAAUCAAUGACAUUUUAGACUUGAUGGCUUGGUCCCAAGAAGCCUGAAAAAAGAGCCAAAAUUUCGAUGGUUCCCUGCAAAAUGGCAUCUGAGGAAUGACUGCAGAAAUUCCAUACAAAUUUGUCUCGUUGCAGGACCAAUCAGAAGUACUACCCAGAUCUGGGUAGUGACAUAUCAUCAGUAUGGAAUUUCUACAUUUGUGCCUCAGAUGUCAUUUUACAGGGAAACCAGUGAUAGCGUCUAAUGUUGGCUGUUUUCUUAGGCUUGGUCCCUUGAAAAGGAUUUCCUUUUUUUCCUGGGAAUUUCAACACUGAGUUUUACUGGGUAUCAUGUCAGGUUGUGUUGAUUUUAACAACAGAAAAAAAAAACUGUUUCUUUUCCCAUUGAUUUAACCCAUAUUACAUGCAUGUUACAACUAGACCCAUCAUUUCCACUUUCAUAAACCAGGUGUGCCACCAUGAUGUUGGCGUGAUUAUUUUCUGGUCCUUUAGUAAUUGUUGAUUGUUACUUUUUUUAAGGGACAUGUUCUGUGCUGGUCGUGUUGUAGAAGAAGAUUUAAAAAGAACUAUGAAAGCUUGUGGAGGGGCAAUCCAGACGUCGGUUAACAACAUGACUGAUGGUGUGCUAGGAAGAUGUGAAUUGUUUGAAGAGCAGCAGAUUGGUGGAGAGCGGUAUGUGAAAAAGUUAUCUGGGCAUUUUUGGAGGUUGCUUAUUGGAGAUUUAACUGUUAAAAAUGAUGAGCCUGCCAGGCAGUCUGCUGUUUAUUGGCUUAACCAUUUGGUUUUCAGGCAGUCAUAAAGUAGCUAGCCAGCAGAGCACUCUGUUGCUAAGUUGGUUAAACAAAUUUACUGUUAGAAGAACUCCUGACCAGUCAUGAAAAAACCCACACUAUCAAAACAAGAUGAUAGGAUCAGUAGAGUUAUAGGAGACCUUGAAAUAAAGGCUGGCAGCUAACAGAAAUUUGUACCGUUCACAGUCCCAUGUUUUUAUGUAAGAUAGUUGAGAUCAAGUGUUUUGCAUUACGUUGAGCUAUCUUGGUUUUAAAAUAAUGUACUGAUAGGGUGGGCCCCAGGGUUUUUAGGAGUAGGAGGAGGGAGGAGAGAAAAAUGGAAAAGAGGAAAAUAGAGAAUCCUGCCUUCUCCAAAACCGUUCGCCACCUUCUAAGUUGAUUUGAUACUCCCCCCCAGGCUACAUCCGGUGUAUUUGAAACCAAAGUGGCUGACUGUAAGGGUAGACCCUCGAUUUUAAAGAUAUUACGGAAAAAUAGGGGACUGAGUACAGUUUAACUGAAAUUGUUACAAAAAGACUUCGUCAAUACUAAUUUUUUGUUGCCAUAUGUUAGGUAUAAUAUUUUCACUGGCUGUCCUGAGGCCAAGACAUGCACUGUUAUCAUGCGAGGUGGAGCAGAACAGUUCAUCGAAGAAACAGAACGAUCUCUUCAUGAUGCAAUCAUGAUUGUUAGACGAGCUAUUAAAAAUGAUGCAGUUGUAGCAGGAGGGGGAGCUGUUGAAAUGGAGCUUAGCAAGUAUCUGCGAGAUUAUUCACGCUCAGUAGCUGGAAAAGAACAGCUCCUAAUUGGAUCUAUGGCUAGAGCUUUGGAAAUUAUUCCCAGACAGCUUUGUGAUAAUGCAGGAUUUGAUGCAACUAACAUUUUAAACAAACUGAGGCAAAAGCACUUCCAAGGUGAGAAAUUAUCAGUGUUAUGCACGAGAUAACUAACAAGAAUCUUGCAUUGUCCCCCUAAAUAUGAUAAUUUUUGAAACUUCCAGUUAAUUAAUGUACAUUACUGUCUGGUGGAAGAGAUAGGGGUUUUGAAGCAAAUCAAACCAGCAGAAAAUAGCUAGUAGGAAUAAACUUAAUUUCUCCUACCUAGGUAGGGAGAUUAGAAGGAAAUAGGAAUCAGUUUGCAUAAGUCAAAAAUAGAAACUUUUUCAUAAUCAGAGUUAAACUUACAAUUCUUCUCUGACAACCUUUAAAAUUGUAGAUGGACGUAAAAAAAAACAGUAGCGAAAAAAACUGUUUUGGUUUUGAUUUCGUAAAAGCGCAGCACAUUCAAAACCUUGUAAACUUUCUUGGUGGUUGAAAUGAAGAAAGAUAUACUGCAGAGAUUCCAAACUGAUGAUGUUCACUACGAUGGGUAGAUGCUUCUGGCUGGUUGAAAUAAAUUUCCCCACGCGGCUCGACCAAUUAGAAGCACUUUCCAGAUCUGGGUGGUGAAACGUCAUCAGCGUGGAAUUUUUGCUGUCGUUUCUCAGACGUCAUUUCGCCGGGAAACCUGUAGGUUGUUUUCUUAGGCCAUAGUGUUAAUUGUCUUAUAUUUUCUCUCACUUCAGGAGGUAUGUGGUAUGGGGUUGACAUCAAUAACGAAGAUAUUGCUGAUAAUUUUGAGUCGUGUGUUUGGGAACCAGCCAUAGUCAAAAUCAAUGCCAUUACGGCUGCUACAGAAGCUGCUUGCCUGAUUCUGUCUGUCGAUGAAACAGUGAAGAACCCCAAGUCAGGUGGAGAUGGUCCUCCUGCAGGUGGAAUGGGGAGAGGGCGCGGCCGUCCAAGAUGAGAGUUAAAGGAUGCAUUAUUUUAACACUUAGUGUUGCACGGACUGAUAAUGAGGAUUCUAACUUAUAUUGCUCUUAUGGACGUGAAAUCGCAUCAGUUUCAGAAGCAUCACCAUUGACAUGCCCUGUUGUGACAACACACCAUCAACUGAACUGAGUCUCUGGAAUACAGAUACAAGAACUCGAUAAUAGAAGAUUUGUUAUUUAGAAUCCAUUUGCGAGACCUCACUGAAUAAUAAAAGAUUUUACAGGCGUG
This is a messenger RNA of Porites lobata, 7914 nucleotides long. Lineage: Eukaryota; Metazoa; Cnidaria; Anthozoa; Scleractinia; Poritidae. The record is from the annotation of a GenBank genome assembly.